CGCACUUCCUCUCUAGCCGCGGUCUCGCACUCUAUGCUCCUCGGUCGGGCGGCCAGCGGGGAGGGUUGCGCAGAGGGAGGCGGGGCGGGAAGGCUAGAGGUGUCCGAUCCUCCAGUGCCGCGGGAGACCCGAGCCGGCGGUGUGACAGCUCGUCGGCCGCCAUGUCCGCGCGCGGGGCUGGAAACAGACCCGGCGCCCGGCGGUAGCCCUUGCAUUGCCUCGGAUGCCCAGGCAUGGAGGGUCUUUGAUGAGACGUUAAAACAGUUCCACAAAAGAUGCGCUAAUGGAUGACAGCGACCCUCCUACAUACAGUCUGCAGAUAGAGCCACAAGAUGGAUGUCAUCCGGGGGACAGCGUGGAAAGGAGAGUGACACGCUUGCCUUCUGUCUCAGACGAAAAUGAAAAUCAGCUUGCUGGAGACGGGCCUGCAGGUCUGACCACCAGUGAAGGCGCCAUGGGGAGAGCCACAGUGUCUGAACAGGACAGUCUCAACAAUAACGAAAGCUUCCCGUCCAGCUGCGAGGCAGCCCCCACGGAGAACGCAGAAAACACUCCAAGCGAAGGUCCCAAAGAUGACCCACCUUCCUUGGGACAGGACCAAAACCUACCUGCAAAAAGAAGUCCAAGGGCCAAAAAAGGCACUCCUAAGAGCGCACCUCCAGGUGAUGCCGUACCUGUAAUGCAGACGCAGAAUGCAACGUCACAGGCUGGUGGCAAGGAGGAGGCUGCGGGAGUGAACGCGAAUGACCCACCCAAAGCGCCAGCGCUGCAGCCGCUCUUCUCGCUGAUCCGAGGCGAGGUGGCACAGAUGGACUCUAGGGCACUUCCCCUCUUCCUCCACCAGGUAGCUGAGACCUAUUUCCAGGAAGAAGACUAUGAGAAAGCAAUGAAAUUUAUUCAGCUUGAACGGCUAUAUCAUGAGCAAUUGCUUGCAAAUCUUUCUGCCAUUCAGGAACAAUGGGAAACAAAAUGGAAAGCUGUCCAGCCACGUACAGUGACGCCUCUGAGAAAUUCAGAAAAGGGAUUUAAUGGUGAAGAUUUUGAACAGCUUGCUAAAAUUUGCACAACUCACCAAGACCCUCUCUUGUCCAAGCUUAAGAUAGCGCCUGUGGAACCGUCACCAGAGAGGAAAAGCCUUGCGAGGGCGAUAAUGUCUGAAGAGGCAGUGGGGACAGAAGCAGCAGCCAAAGAGCCAGAGAUUGAAACCUGUCCCGGCACGGAUCCAAGUGGAGGCCGGCAUGAGGAGGAGCCCCAGGAGAGCAGCCCCGGCUGUCAUCAGAUGGACUGGCAGACAGCUUCCCCCGACCUUCCAGGAACUGCAGGAAAGGACCACACGGAGGAGCUGCCCAGCAGCACCAAUGCCACACUGGAGCUCCACACCCAGUCCCUGGAGACAGCCGGGAGCAGGUCAGGGCCAGCUGCUGCCUCGAAUGCUUGCGAAGACAGCAGCUGCGUGCCGGCACCUCCCACAGAGGACCACUGCGGUGUGGCCAGAGACCCUAAGGUGGCUCCUCCUAGUGAGUCAGUGGCAGAGCAGAAACUCUCCACCAGCGACGACGACGUUGCACUGCCUGGGUUGAUUUCAGAGGGUAAAUAUUCACAGGCACACCGGAAAGAACUCUGCCUUCCUCUGCAGGAUGCAUUUGAAGCGCUGCCCAGGGACCAGCCUCACAACAGUGAGGUAGCUGAGCCGCGGCAGCCUGAUGUCACGGCCAGUGAUGGGAAAUCAGCACAGAGUCAGGCUGGCUUGGAGACUGGUCCUGAGAGUGCACUCUGUGGUGACAGGAAAGCCUCUGACGUAAGCACACUGUGUCUGGAAGUGUGUAUGGCCCCAGAAGAAAGGCGGGACAGUGAAGACCGAGUGAGUAAGGAAACAGAAGACUAUCUGCACAGCCUUUUGGAGAGAUGCUUAAAGGACGCUGAAGAUUCCCUGUCCUACGAGGACAUCCAGGACGACGACUCUGACCUCCUCCAAGACCUCUCUCCUGAAGAAGCGUCCUACAGUCUCCAGGAGAAUCUGCCUCCUGAGGAGAGCACGCUCUCCCUUGAUGAUCUGGCCAAGAAGAUAGAGAUCGCAGAGGCCAUUCCUGCAGAAGGGCUGGUGUCCAUACUGAAGAAGAGGAAUGACACAGUAGGCAGCCAUCCUGCACAGAUGCAGCAGAAGCCGGCUAAGCGCAGAGUGAGAUUCCAGGAAAUAGACGACAACCUGGAGCAAGAUGAGGCUGGUGGUGGUUCCUGCAUCCUGCUCAUCUUGCUGUGCAUAGCCACUGUCUUCCUCAGCGUUGGAGGAACUGCACUCUACUGCACCCUGGGCAACAUUGAGUCACCUGUUUGCACGGACUUUGCCGACAACGUGGACUUCUAUUACACUAAGCUGCUGCAGGGGGUGGCAGGGCUGAAACACUGGGUCUACCUCUCCUAGCAGUAAGUGUGGCAGGCGUGACAGAUGGGCUGACAGACAAAGAAGAUGCAGACUUCCCAGACAGCGUUUAUCUCAGAAGUCAUGAGACAUCCCCCCUCCCUGGCAUCAAGGACCCAAGGAUGAACGUUAGAAACAGCAACAUUAAACAGCCGCCCAGGGAACACAGAUGUAGGCACUGAGGACAGAGGGAGGGAGCUAUGUCGAGCAGGCCCCUCUCCUUGCUGCUUCCUCGUGUCCACAGUGUGUGCGGGGCUCACACUGAGGGCUAAAGGGCACUCCUGGUUUACAGUCUUGCUCCACAGCCAUUGCUUCCCGCCAUCAUGCAAUAAGUUUUUUUUGUCAUCAGAGAGCGUUAUCUUAUGGCUUCAGUGCCAUUUUUUUUAGUUAAUCUCGGGAACUGUGUGAUUUAAGCCUUGGGCAUUACUCUAGAUUCUGGUCUCCAUUUGCAAAAUGGUUGUGGGGGGCGGAGGUGGAGGUGGUCUGAAGCAGUGAUCACAAGUGGAUAGCCAGCAUAGAAUACAAAGAUGACCUUUAUUCUUUUAACUUGACAACCAUGUGCAGGCACAACUCUUUGGAGAAGGCUUAGCUAUGAACUAGAUAAACUGUAGAGAUGUUGGCCCCGAGUUGAGAACUGACAGACCUGUGUCGAUGAACUUGACAGGCCCAAAGGCACAGUGACAGAACUCCCAGGUCCCAGGAGAGAGUUCACUCUGGCUUCUGUGCUGCCUCAAGAGAUGAGUGCCAGGCUCUGUGCACAGCUCAAGAGAAACUUACCGGGUGUCUGUUAUGCCCUGAGAACCUCAGGAGAGCAACCUGAGUAAGGCGUGGUUCCUACUGUGCAGGUGUUUAGGGCAGGUAAACCCACACUCUGACGAAUGAAGCAGACCACCACAUGUAUGCGUAAUCUCAGGCCGCACGCUUAGGUGUGUGGAAUGUGUUCCUACCGUGGGCUCAUGAAGCAGAAAUCCAGUCAUACCCUAAAGAGACAAACGUCUAGUGUUGUUUAAUUCUGUCACCAGGUGGCCAUUCCUCAUUUGCAGUACAGUGACCUAAUGUUUAGGAGGCCUUCCUUUGACUUUUUAUAUUCUAGGCAACAUCUUUUUUUAAAAAUCAUGAAUUAUAGUUUUUUAGCAAGUGACCGUUAUGUUCUGUUUUCCUGUUGGGAUCAUUUGGAAGGAAGGAGAGAACUGGCUUUGCAGGUGUUACUGGCUGGCACAGUACCUUCCUUUGUGUCUCUGCUUAUUUAUUUGGAGUGUGAAUUUAAGGGGCUUUUUUUUAUGAAUUGAGCGUGCGCUGCUGAGCCUGCAUUCCUUCAUCCCACCGCUGCCUAUUUAAUUAGAUGCUUAGUGUUUGGAUUUUAUACCAUUUCAGCUCCAUGUAUUUUUAGACUUAUUUUGAAAUUGACUUUUUAUUUUGACUUAUGAUACUGUGUGGCUUAUCUCUUAUGUCACCAUAAACUGUAAUAUUUUCGAUGGGUAUAGAUCAGAGUUAUUUAUUUAGAAGUAUACAGAAUGCUGAAAUUUAGAUUCGUUAUACCUAAGGCUGAUUUUAUUAGAAGAUUAUUUUAAUGUCCUACUAUAAACUUUAAGACUUUGUAUUCAUAUCAUAUGUAAAAUAGGUCCCAUCAUCCUGGUACAGUGGUUCUAUAGAAGCCACUAGCGAGGUCAUCUGUGCAGGCUCCUCUCGAUACACAAACAUUUCACCCUCAUGAUUUCUAGCUGCGGGGUUUUGAUGAUCUUUGUUUCUGCCAAUUUUAUGUCAAGAAAAGUUCAAAUCUCCCUCCUGUUCACCUCUUUUCGGUCACUCGGAGUCCCGUGUGAUCUCUGAUGUUGUAUUUGCCUCUCAGCCACCUUGGCCACAUUUCCAAAACCCUGGGUUUCCUGGGAGAAUCCAGUAAAAGAAAGGGCUGAAAUGAUAACCUGGCUAACCAGUGACCCAGUUGUGUAUCCAAGGAGCCGGUGCUCACCACUCGGGGAACCAGAGUGAUCGGGAGCAGACUGACCUCGUGACCUAAAGCGGGUGUGAACUCUCACCUAGAAAACCUAGGGGACCUUUGAAACCUGUAAUGGUCAUUUAUUGCAUGAAUUGGAGUAUCCCCCUGCAGGUGAGAGGAUGCUAUCCUGCGUAUGAGCACCAGACAACUAUGCUGAAAUGUCACUCCUCCUCUCACAUGAAAGUACUGACAACUAUUUAUAACUAGAGUUCUGAAGAACUGUAUUUGAGGGUGUCAAAUCAAGCUUGUAAUUUAAAAUCUACACCAACAAAA
Mus caroli (Ryukyu mouse) is the source of this 4688-nucleotide messenger RNA. RefSeq names its product consortin, connexin sorting protein (gene Cnst). Gene Ontology annotation, molecular function: connexin binding. Gene Ontology annotation, cellular component: plasma membrane; trans-Golgi network; transport vesicle. The record is from RefSeq and is a predicted model, not a curated record. Gene Ontology annotation, biological process: positive regulation of Golgi to plasma membrane protein transport. NCBI's taxonomy places the organism in Eukaryota, Metazoa, Chordata, Mammalia, Rodentia, Muridae.